AUGGCGUUACAUAACGCGGCGAAAUCCCAAGGUCGAGACGAAUCGAAACCGUACAUAAAGUCAUUCUUCGGCCGGUCCUACAACAACCUGAACUCAAUCACCGAGUGCAAGAACAACGGCGAAUGCGUCAUCAACAAGAAGAACCGCACCGCGUGCAAAGCGUGCCGCCUGCGCAAGUGCCUCAUGGUCGGCAUGUCGAAGUCCGGCUCCCGAUACGGCCGCCGCUCGAACUGGUUCAAGAUCCACUGCCUGCUGCAGGAGCAGCAGCAGGCCGCGCAGUCCAGGUCGCCGCCGAGGGUCCCCCCGUCGCCGCACCAUCUGGCGCCGCCCUUCCCCCCGCAUCUCUUCCCCGGAUUAGCGCGGCCGCGGACGAAAGAGGAGCUCGCGUUGCUGGGCCUCGACGAGUACAAAGCGCCCUGCUCCGGCUCCCCGGACUCCCAUCGCAGCGGCUCAUCCCCCAAGCUGGACGAGAAGACCCGCAUCACGCAGUCGCGGCCGCCCGAUAGACCGCUAACGCCACCCAGGGACGCCUACGUCCCGCUGCCAUUAGCCAACAUCUCCUUGCCCCACUUCCCCCACUCGCCGUUCUUACCCCCGCCCCCCUUCAGCCCGUUCGCCGCCAACCACCCGCUGAUCUUCCCGCCGGGGUUCCAUCCGAUAUACUCCAGGCACCUCCUCGACCACGCGGCCCUUAGGCAGGCGGCCGAAAACAACAACGACGUGAGGAUCGACGACCACAACGCGGACUCGUCGAAACGGUUCUUCCUCGACGAGAUCCUGAAGCAGCAGCGCUCCGCCCAACCCACGCCUCAGGAUGACGUCAUAUCUGAGGCGGAAUUCGUGCCUACUCCGCCGGCAGAGAGGAGGAGAUCGGAGUCGCCGCUGCAAGAGAACCCGAUGGACUUGUCGGUCAAGUCUGAUGGCAGGUCGAGCUCUGCGCGACGGAGGUCCGACGACAGUGAGAUCAUCACACCGGACAACGAUGACGUCGACUCGGCCAGCGGUGGUGGUUCGGUAAGCGAAGAGGAGGACAUGGCCUACACGCAAAUCAAACGGAUCAAACUUCACCCCCUGGACUUGACGACCAAAGUG
Molecule: messenger RNA, 1092 nt
Organism: Iphiclides podalirius (scarce swallowtail)
Lineage: Eukaryota; Metazoa; Arthropoda; Insecta; Lepidoptera; Papilionidae
Source: the annotation of a GenBank genome assembly